AUGAGCGGAACACCAGUUGAUAAUGGAGAUGAAAUUAUUAUCUUUCAAAAGAAACAUAAAAAUCAAGAAAGUACUUCAACUGAAUCGAUUGAUUUGAAUGAUGACACAAAAGAAGAAGAUAUGGAUAAUGAUGAACUUAAAGAUAUGGGAUUAUUUGACAGUGUUUUUGUUAAUGUUCAAGGUAAUAAAAAGAUAUAUGGAGCACUUUAUUUAUUUAUCGAAAUAAUAGAAAAGGAAACAAUUAUUUAUAAGUUAUUUACCAAUGGAAGUUCGUACAAACGCAUCACUAAAGAGUUUUAUCACAAGAGAUACUACUGUUACUAA
Molecule: messenger RNA, 324 nt
Organism: Entamoeba dispar SAW760
Lineage: Eukaryota; Evosea; Mastigamoebida; Endamoebidae
Exons: 2
Coding region: 1-324 (107 amino acids)
Source: RefSeq, a predicted model, not a curated record